This is a messenger RNA of Talpa occidentalis (Iberian mole), 2887 nucleotides long. RefSeq names its product potassium channel tetramerization domain containing 13 (gene KCTD13). Gene Ontology annotation, cellular component: Cul3-RING ubiquitin ligase complex. NCBI's taxonomy places the organism in Eukaryota, Metazoa, Chordata, Mammalia, Eulipotyphla, Talpidae. Gene Ontology annotation, biological process: proteasome-mediated ubiquitin-dependent protein catabolic process; negative regulation of Rho protein signal transduction; protein ubiquitination. The coding region runs from base 104 to 1093 and encodes 329 amino acids. The record is from RefSeq and is a predicted model, not a curated record. The transcript has 6 exons. Gene Ontology annotation, molecular function: ubiquitin-protein transferase activity; protein binding.
GGCGUGUGGGCGCGGGGGCGCGGGGCUCGGGUCCCAGGGCGUUUGGGGGCGGCCGGAGGGCGCGGAGAGAGCCUAGGUUCGCCGCCCGCUGACGCCACCGGCCAUGUCGGCCGAGGCCUCAGGCCCGGCGGCGGCCGAGUCCCCGGCCCUGGAAGCCCCUAAGCCCUCGGGUCUCGAGCCUGGCCCCGCCACCUACGGUCUCAGACCGCUGACCCCAAACAGCAAGUACGUGAAGCUGAACGUGGGCGGCUCGCUGCACUACACCACGCUGCGCACCCUCACGGGACAGGACACCCUGCUCAAGGCCAUGUUCAGCGGCCGCGCGGAGGUGCUCACGGACGCCGGAGGCUGGGUGCUGAUUGACCGGAGCGGCCGCCAUUUUGGUACAAUUCUCAACUACCUGCGGGACGGGUCUGUGCCACUGCCUGAGAGUACUAGAGAACUGGGAGAGCUACUGGGUGAAGCACACUACUACCUGGUACAGGGCCUGAUUGAGGACUGCCAGCUGGCACUACAGCAAAAAAGGGAGAACCUGUCCCCGCUGUGCCUCAUCCCCACGGUGACAUCUCCCCGGGAGGAGCAGCAGCUCCUGGCCAGCACCUCCAAGCCCGUGGUGAAGCUCCUGCACAACCGCAGUAACAACAAGUACUCCUACACCAGCACUUCAGAUGACAACCUGCUUAAGAACAUCGAGCUGUUUGACAAACUGGCCCUGCGCUUCCACGGGCGGCUGCUUUUCCUCAAGGAUGUACUGGGGGACGAGAUCUGCUGCUGGUCUUUCUACGGGCAGGGCCGCAAAAUCGCCGAGGUGUGCUGCACCUCCAUUGUCUAUGCUACGGAGAAGAAGCAGACCAAGGUGGAAUUCCCAGAAGCUCGGAUCUUUGAAGAGACCCUGAAUAUCCUGAUCUACGAGACUCCCCGGGGACCAGACCCAGCCCUCCUGGAGGCCACAGGGGGUGCAGCUGGAGGUGGUGGGACAGGUCGAGGGGAGGAUGAGGAGAACCGGGAACACCGUGUCCGCAGGAUCCACGUCCGGCGCCACAUCACCCAUGAUGAGCGUCCUCAUGGCCAACAAAUUGUUUUCAAGGACUGACUUGUUCUUUCUCCUGCCAUGGGACCAGUUUUCUUCCUGCCAGGGGACCAGGUCCCCCUCUCUUCCUCCCCUUACCAGCCCUUUGCCCCGGCUUUGCUGGCCAAGUCGUGGGUCUGCCUCUGUCCCCUCACUGCAUGGUACAGUUCACUUUGGCCCUUUUCCAUCCACCCCCACCUCAAUGCUAACAAAACGGUACACUCCACUCCCCCUCACAGCCCUUCAGAAGGCCUGCAUUCCUUCUCAUUCCCAGACUUGCCCUGCUGCCUUCCCUCACCAGCUGAUUUAGAGUAAUUUAGAACUCCUUUUCUCUUUUUUUAGUACAUUGUACAUGCCAAAGUGUCAAGCCAGCCCUUAUUAACACCCACGACAUUCUGAGCCACCUCCCAACCAUUGUACAGAGUAGUUUGCUUCUCUCCUUCCCCCGCCAUUCUCCCUACCUCUUUAACUUUGUAUUAGUCUGGCCUGGACCUGCACCAGCCCAGCUAUCUUCUUGGUCUGUUUCAUAUUAUUUAUUAUUUUAAUUUUCUAUUAAAUUAUUGGAAUAAAGUUGAGUUGAGGUUUUGGUGCUGGUUCCUGGGGAGAGGGCCAGGAAGAUGGCUUGUGUUAGGAGUGAGACUAGUUGGAGGGGAGAAAUCAUGAGCCCGGCUCCCAAACAUUUCACCAGGAAGAAAGUAGUCAGGAGUUAGGAGAGGAUUUAAAAUUUAUAUUUCGGUGCUCACUGGGCAGUUCCCACCCUCUGUCCCACCCCUCCCCAUGCGAUGGAGAAGAGGUCCUGGCUAGCACUCAAGCCAUCCCUGGUGCAGCCUCUCUCCAGCCCAGACAUCUGAAGAGGACGCCUUCCUUCAAGGGUCUGGUGCGAAGACAAAGUCGAGGGCCUGGCGCUCAGCCCCAGCCACAUUGGGAUGCCAGAGGUCCACAAUGAAGACUACUCGAGGCCCAUCUUCAGGGGCACCUAGGGCACAUGAGGAUGGAGACAGGAGAGCAGCUGAGAGCACUCACCAAACACUCAGACAAGCACUCAAGUAAGUGCCAGGCACUGCUCUGACCUCUUAAAUGUAUUAAUUUUUAAUCAUCAAAAAACAAUGAGGUCCUAUCAGAAUCCCACUUUAUACAUAGUAACUGAGGCACAAAGAGGUUAAAUAACUUGUCCAGAGCCACACAGCUAGUAAGUACCAGAGACUGGGCAGGUGGCACCUGCCCAGGGUCUUUGCCAUGCACUUACAUUAACUUAAUCCUUGCAGUUGCCAGGUAACAAAGUUGCCCCUUUUCACUGGUGAUUGGAGAGGUCAUGUGACUUACCCCAGGUCAUGCACUGGGAAAUGAUGGUGCUAGGGAGGAAACCAUUCUGCAGCUCUAAUCUAUUCCCCUUCUCUCCUUAGUUCCUCAUCCCUCUUAGCAGAAUAGCAUCCCCAUUACCAUUAUGAGCCACUGUGUGCAGGAAGGAGUCAUCCACCAGUAGACAGUGUCCUUCAGCCCAGCACUGGGGCUCGCCCCCGACCACCAGCUCACAGCCAGGGGGGAUCUUCAAUCCUGUGGAGAGAGACCCAGACAUCCAACAUUUCUGCCUUUGUUGUGGGGACUCACCCCUUUCAGUCAAUAAACGGAUCUGAGGGUCUUAAACAACAGGUGGUGUGAUGUUAUGUCCUUACUUUCUGGAAGGUAACCUAAGUGGAAUUCUACAGUAUUAGAUGAAAGAAGUGCUAGGAGAUAGGCAAGAUUCACAGUCUAUUCUGUUUCAGAGAAAAGGGAAGGUUUCUUGGAGGAAGUAGCAUCUCCUGGGCCUUUGACAAUGCC